Molecule: messenger RNA, 493 nt
Organism: Rubroshorea leprosula
Lineage: Eukaryota; Viridiplantae; Streptophyta; Magnoliopsida; Malvales; Dipterocarpaceae
Source: the annotation of a GenBank genome assembly
AGGGUUAAUUUGGCGACAAAUGCAUGCUCCAAUGUUCAUACCUAGCUUAUAUCAGAAUCAGACUAUGCAGAAGCAGCGUAGAACACUAGCAUGCAAGAGGGAUAACGGAAAGGGCAAUCAGAGAAAAAAAUUAUCUUGGUUUUUAUGAAAAUCAGACAUUCUUCCAGUGGAAUCCAUAUUCUACAUAUAGUCAUUUGGUCAUUUACAGGCCAGAAAUGUAUGUACACAGUUACUGGAAUUUUUGUGUAACUUUAAUUGAAAAGAAUGUUGUUUGGGCCUUCAAGGCAGCCAUAGAUCACGGUAAAGUGAUACUAUGACAGGAUAUUAAAAAGCUCCUCCUUCCUCUAACAGUCCUUCACGGAAAACCAGUUGCCGCUGACAAGAGCAAGUAAUCAUAAUGUUGCAGAACCCUGAUCAUGAAGGAGCUUGCAAAUGAGUUUUCCAAUCUUUGGUUGUUUGCUUAAAUGGAUUGCAAGAAAGCUGAAAAAUGAAC